Gongylonema pulchrum is the source of this 309-nucleotide messenger RNA. The record is from the annotation of a GenBank genome assembly. Lineage: Eukaryota; Metazoa; Nematoda; Chromadorea; Rhabditida; Gongylonematidae.
CUGAAAGCCUGUGAAGACGAAAUUCCACCGGAAUGUCACAACCAAAUAGUUGAAAUUAGAACAGCCAUUUGUGGAUGCAUCGAGGAUACACGGGUGUAUUUGAAAAAACAACUUGCUAAGAUCGCAGGGGCCAUCAGAAACGUUGUUGAAGCGAACGAUCGCGGUGCGGCAUCAAUCGGAGGCGGCAGCAAAGUGGAGUCAUGCGUAGCAGUCAUCAAAAGCUUAGUGUUCGCGCUACUUCCUUUCGGCCACAUAUCCGCUAAAAUUUCAAUGCGUUUCGUGUGGCGACGCAUGGAUGUUCCGUUCUAG